This is a messenger RNA of Lactuca sativa (garden lettuce), 2969 nucleotides long. RefSeq names its product Tetratricopeptide repeat (TPR)-like superfamily protein. Gene Ontology annotation, biological process: RNA modification. Gene Ontology annotation, molecular function: RNA binding; protein binding; zinc ion binding. NCBI's taxonomy places the organism in Eukaryota, Viridiplantae, Streptophyta, Magnoliopsida, Asterales, Asteraceae. The record is from RefSeq and is a predicted model, not a curated record.
UGGUUCGUUGUGAUAGUUGUUGAGAUGUUUUUAGAACAAUUAUGCAAAUAUAUGAAAUUUUAUAUUUAAAAGAUUUAAGUUGAUGUAUAUAACACUCAGUUACGAGCCUUAUAAAACAUCCUAACUAUUUGGAAACGAUUCCAAACUGUUUUUGGCGCAUUUUCUCUCACAAGCAUCACAGAUCCUCGACUUAAUCAAUUGAGAACGACUUGGAUCUUCUUUCAAAUCCGUGAAGUGGCUGGGAAGAUACACACGUUUCUAUCUAAAAACUCAUGAUAAGAUGCUAUUAUCGUUGCAGAACACGGGCAUCGAUCAAAUUGCUAUCAACCCUUUCUCUGAAACAUUGCCAACAUUGUCCAUUUUCUUUAUCCUUUUCCACCUGGGCCCAAUUGACUCAAGAACAAGUACAAUAUGUAGCUCCAACCCCGGAUUUGGAUGAUGCUCAUACGGGUGCCCGCUUUCUUCAAAAUUGCAUCAUCAGUGGCGACCUAGCCUCAGGAAAGACCUUUCACUGUCAAAUCUUGAAAAAAGGCGGUGGCUUGGACCUGUUUGGAUGGAAUAUACUUUUGAAUUUGUACGUGAAGUCGGAGCUUUUAUCGGAUGCUCGCAACCUGUUUGACGAAAUGCCUAGCAGAAAUACAGUUUCCUUCGUCACUUUAAUUCAGGGGUUUUCAGAGUUGUUUCCACAUGCUGAAUCCACCAAACUGUUUGUUAGGUUACAUAGAGAAGGUCAUGAGCUUAAUGCGUUCGUUUUCACUACUAUCUUGAAGCUACUUGUGAACAUGGAGUGUCCUGAGUUAGCCAGAAAUGUUCAUGGGCCAAUUUAUAAACUAGGUCAUCAAUCCAAUGCUUUUGUAGGCACUGCACUUCUAGAUGCCUAUUCAUCUUCCGGGUUUGUUGAAAUGGCAAGGGAAGUUUUCAAUUCAAUUUUGCAUAAAGACAUGGUAUCAUGGACAGGAAUGAUUACAUGUUAUGCUGAAAACAAGUACUUCAAAGAAGCUUUCAAGUUAUUUUCUCAAAUGCGCAUACUAGGCUUCAAUCCCAACAACUUCACACUUGCAAGUAUGUUUAAAGCGUGUCUUGGCCUCGAGGCCAUUGAAGCAGGUAAGACCAUUCACGGGUGUGCUAUUAAAACCUGCUAUGAGAUCGAUCCUUAUGUUAGUGUUUCAUUACUUGAUUUAUACACAAAAUCUGGUGAUAUCAAUGAUGCACGACUUGUUUUCGAAGAGACACCCAAAAAAGAUGUGAUCCCUUGGAGUUUCAUGAUUGCAAGAUACUCUCAAAGUGACAGAUGUGAAGAGGCUGUGAGACUAUUUUGUAGAAUGAGACAAGGAUCCACUGUUCCUAAUCAGUUUACUUUUGCUAGUGUCCUUCAAGCAUGUGCAACAAUGGAGAAUUCAAGAUUAGGGAAGCAGAUUCAUUCCCAUGUACAGAAAGUUGGUCUUGAUUUGAAUGUAUACGUAUCAAACGCCCUUAUGGAUGUUUACUCUAAAUGUGGAUUCAUAGAAGACUCAGUCAAACUUUUCACAGAAUCAAAAAACCGAAACGAAGUCUCGUGGAACACACUAAUUGUUGGAUAUGUGAAUUUAGGAAACUGGGAUAUGGCACUUACCCUAUUUUCUGAUAUGCUAAAAGAUCAAAUUCAGUUAACUGAAGUGGCAUAUUCUUCUGUUCUUCGUGCAUGUGCUAGCUUGACUAUAUUGGAGUUAGGCAUCCAAAUACAUUGUUUAACAAUCAAAACCUUGUAUGAACUCAAUGUUGUGGUUGCAAAUGCUUUGAUAGACAUGUAUGCAAAAUGUGGGAGCAUAAAACAAGCUCGUUUAGUUUUCGAAAAGAUUAGCCACAAAGAUGUGGUGUCAUGGAACGCGAUGCUUUCAGGGUAUUCCAUGCAUGGGCUUGGUGAAAAGGCUUUGACUUUGUUUGACUUGAUGCGUAAAACAAAUAUCAAACCAGAUGAGUUAACAUUUGUUGGAGUCCUUUCGGGUUGUAGUAACAUAGGUUUGUUAGAAAAAGGAAAAGAUUACUUUACUUCAAUGGUACAAGACUAUGGUAUUAAGCCUUGCAUGGAGCAUUAUACAUGCAUGGUGUCACUUUAUGGGAAAUUAGGUCAUCUUGAGAAAGCUAUGAAAUUAAUCGAUGAAAUUGAAGAACCAAGUGUAAUGAUAUGGAGGGCUUUACUUGGAGCUUGUGUGAUCCAUAAAGAUGUUGAGUUAGGUGAAGUAUGUGCUACACGUGUUCUUGAAAUGGAACCUCAUGAUGAGUCUACUUAUGUGUUAUUGUCAAAUAUGUAUGCGAAUGCAAAAAGGUGGGAUAGUGUGGGGUUAGUUAGGAAAAAUAUGAAAAAGAAAAGGGUAAAAAAGGAACCGGGGCUUAGUUGGAUCGAGAAACAAGGCAUAGUUCAUUAUUUUACAGUUGGUGAUUCUUCACAUGGUGAUAUUAGGUUGAUUUAUGGGAUGUUGGAGUGGUUGAAUUUGAAAUGCAAGAAAGAAGGUUAUGUAUGUAACCAUGAUGUUAUAUUACUUGAUGUUGAAGAUGAUGAAAAGGCGCGAUUAUUGUGGGUACAUAGUGAGAGAUUAGCUUUGGCAUUUGGGCUAAUUAGUAUGCCUUCAGGAUGCCCGAUUCGUAUCAUGAAGAAUCUGAGAAUAUGUUUGGAUUGUCAUGGUGUGUUCAAGAUUAUAUCAAAGAUUGUGCAACGUGAGAUUAUUAUUAGAGAUAUAAAUAGGUUUCAUCACUUUGAACAUGGGGUUUGCUCUUGUGGUGAUUAUUGGUGAAGUUCAAGAGUUUUUGAUAAAGGGUUCUUCAUUCUUGUGUUCUUCUCUAAUGUUUGAGAGUUUCUCCUAUGAAAGGACAUUUCAUGGUUAACCCAAACUUUUGUGAGUCCACUUGGGUCACAAUGAACAUUAAGAAAAAUAUAGAUUUUUAAAUGUUUUAUAUAUAUCAUCUACAAAAUAUACUCAAAUAAUUACCUA